AUGUAUCAUCGAUAUUAUAUGAAUAUGGUGAUAGCUUUGGACGUCGUAAACGAUCCAUCGAAAUAUGGUGGUAUGAUGGCAUACAGCAGAAGCAAAUUGGCUCAGGUGAUGUAUACAAGACAUCUGGCUACGAUUAUUGAGAGCAAGAAACUUCCUGUGAACGUAACUGUUUGCCACCCAGGAGGUGUCGAUACAAACAUACUCCAAGAGUCCGGAUAUCAACCAAUCAUGUGGUUUGUGCUCAAAACUGACGACGAUGGAGCUCAAAUGCCAAUAUUUUUAGCACUCAGCGAAAAGGUGCACAAGAGUAAUGGGCAGUACUUCAAAGAUUUCGUCGUAACCGAAGUUCCAGAGAAGUGUCAGGACAGAUUAGCAUGCAAGAAAUUGUACGAAGAGUCAAGGAAGGCUGUUGGCCUUGACUGA
Molecule: messenger RNA, 423 nt
Organism: Strongylus vulgaris
Lineage: Eukaryota; Metazoa; Nematoda; Chromadorea; Rhabditida; Strongylidae
Source: the annotation of a GenBank genome assembly